Molecule: messenger RNA, 1612 nt
Organism: Bufo gargarizans (Asiatic toad)
Lineage: Eukaryota; Metazoa; Chordata; Amphibia; Anura; Bufonidae
Exons: 9
Coding region: 1-1119 (372 amino acids)
Source: RefSeq, a predicted model, not a curated record
AUGGGCAACAUCUGCAUGGAGUUUCUACAAAUAUGUCUUCAUCUAGGGAACCCAGUACCUGUCCUAUGCCCACCUGGUUAUUACUGCAGUGGAGGAAAUCAGACUAAUUCUGGACCUACAGCUGGACCUCAGGAGUGCCCUGUUCACACUUAUCGUGCUUACGCAGGGGCAGAGAAUGCUGGUGACUGCCAGCCCUGUCCCCCUGGCUAUUUCUGCAAAUUACCAGGUACAGUUCUGUAUGAGGACUAUCCAUGCCCACCAGGGUACUGGUGCCCAGGUUCCAAGAGCUGUGUCUGCCGAGGACUGAACCGCUCAUUUCAGGAAUUUGAUGGCUCCUGCAUCUGCCAGGCUGGAUUUGUGUUUUAUGACAACCGAGAGCAACAGAGAUCAGACAGCAACAGUGACUUAGACUGCCAGCCACAGGUGGCAGAGCGCUGUUCUAGUGCUGAAGUGCGCCUCUCAUCUACAAGAAAGUGUGUACACCCGGAGCAUCAUGACUGUACCCCAUCAUGCGGUCUUCAGGGCGGAGAGCUCAGCGCAGAGCUGGGAAUGUGCCAGUGUCUACAGUAUGUCUCAGCUGAAGAACUGUGUGAUCGCUUCUGCCUCAUGAAGGCACCACGUAUAUCAAUGAGCUUUGGAUCCAACAUGCAGUUCCAGCUACAAAUUGAAGAGUCUGAGAAGAGAAGGAGCCGGAAACUGGAGGUGAUGAAUGUCCUGGGUCCUGAUCACCACAUAUGGAGCAGUGAGCAAGUGCACCUUGUAUUGUUCAGUCCCAGUGGGGUAUUCGGUGUCAUUCUUUCCAGCGCUCAAGUCAUCGAAGCCUUUCUGACAGGAGAUUCGUGGUCUGUGCCAACACCCAGGAAAUCACGAGCUGUUGAUCGGGUCCUCACAUCGGCAGACUCUGUAUCUUUGCCCAGAAUACCCAAUCCUAUCCUGUGCCUCAAAAAGGGGGACGUUGUUUUAUUUCAGCUGAGCAUAUCACCAAACGAGCGGAUGUCCAGUCAUUAUCCAUUGUAUCAGAAAGACCACUUGUUUAACACCAACCCGCACUGGGACUUUGGAGCCUUCAGGAGACUUGAUCAUCUCAUCAAGGAGACCCAUAUUAAUGUUUCCAGGUAGCCACUGUAUGACCACAGUUUUCAUCACAUCUAGACCGUGACAGAGCACUGAUUGUGUGUUACCUGUGUGUUGUAGAUUUGCCCACGUAUUCACAGAUCCUGGUACAUAUGUGUUCCUGGACAACGGGAUUAGGGAUCGAUCCCUUUUUGUGACCGUGAAAGAGAAUAAUGUGUAUUGUGAUCCAGCAGCUUCCCGUAUCCAGCCAUCUUCUCCUUAUCAGCUUGUCAAGCAGGGUAUUGUCACUCAGCAGAGACUCAACUUGGCACCAAACUGGGCAGCAAUCCUGGGUAAUGCACUGUGCAAUGCUCUCAUCCCUGUGCAGCCAUUAGGGCAAGCGUUUCAGCAUGCUGUCCUAUUACUGCGCUCUUAAAUGUUAUAUCAGAAAUCAACCUCCUCCCUCAGCUCUAAUAAUAACGAUGCUGCUUUGCAUGUUAUUUAGGUGUUCUGCUGCUGCUCUUCACAGUAAUGGUAACUCUGCUGGUCCUGACCUGGG